Messenger RNA from Pogoniulus pusillus (Red-fronted tinkerbird), 6082 nucleotides. It is a transcript of the gene NHSL2, whose product is annotated as NHS like 2. The record is from RefSeq and is a predicted model, not a curated record. The coding region runs from base 338 to 3649 and encodes 1103 amino acids. Lineage: Eukaryota; Metazoa; Chordata; Aves; Piciformes; Lybiidae. Gene Ontology annotation, biological process: cell differentiation. The transcript is spliced from 8 exons.
UACCGGCAGUGUGGCGCGUCGGCAGGGUUUGGGCCGUGCUCGGGAUCCGUCUCAGUCUUCGAGUUCUCCAUCCUUGCCCUCCGGUGUGCCAGGGCUGGCAGCUGGUUUGCCGCUGUGCCGGUUGCCAUGGCUGCUCUGCUGCUGGUGCAUUGCCCUCCGCUGCCAUUGCAUCGCUCCAGCGGCACCUCUGCAGCGGCGGCGAGGUCCCGAUUGGCACCGUCUGCAUCGCCGGCGCUUGCGUGAGCUCAGGGCAAGCUGGAGAAGGGAAAGUUUGGCAGUGAGCUGGAGUUCGAGGCGGCUUUCUGCGGAGCUCUGGGCUGAGCUGGCAGGAGCCACAAUGGCUCUGUCCAACCUCUCUCUGUGGAUCCGGGAUGCCUGGGCAGGAGCCACCUCUAACCUGGACCUGGAGAGCAAGAAACCCACCAAUGCCAAGCUGUCAUGGCAGCAGCCAGUGAAUGUCUUCCUCACGGCCGGGCGCCCGCCGGGCAUGGAGCAACUGCACCAGGAGGCUCAGCUCAACCUCCAGAGCUUGCUGCAAGAGGAGUAUGAAGAACAGUACACCGAGAGCAGAGUCACCGGGCAGACCUUCCGUGCCACCGGUCACCCAUCCCCCGACACCCCCCCUGAGCCAUCACCCCAACCCCCCCCUGCCAAGCGCCUCGAGUUUGUGCUUAUGCCCCCGAGCCGGCGAGACACUGAAGAGGAGACCACAGGCACGACCGCGCUGGCUGCAGGGUCACCAGGCACCCCCCUGAGCCUCCCCACCAGCCCGGACAAGCAGCCAGCCUGGCCCAGGGCCUUCCCCCUGCCCACGGUGGAGGAGAAGCAGUGGCACCAGUCCUGCUCUAUCCAAACCAACAUCGUCCCCAUCAAUGUCUCGGGGCAGCACUUUGCCAGGCUGGUGAGUGGCCGUCACUCCCUCUUUAACACUGAGACUGCCAUCAACCCCAAGUCCACCCUGCGCCGCAGACGGACCGUGAUUGGCUUCCCCAACCUGGCCCUGCGAGACCCAGGCGGUGCCAACGGCCCCACGGUCACCUCACACACGCCCAUCUCUGAGUCCCUCUCCUGCAGCUUCGUGCCUGAGACCACAAGCGGGGUGAAGACCCCCCAGGAGGUCAGCCCCCGCCCGCCCCUGUCUGCCCCGCUGAGGAAGACUUUCAGCGACCUUGGUGCCCGCUGCUGCCAGCCUCCCACCACCACGGACACCACAGCCACCCCCUGCGCUGGCACCUGCAACGGGCCGCCGGGCACCCCCUUCCCCCCACCCUGGAGCUCUCUGGGUUACGUGAGCCCCCCCAGCCCUGCCACCAGCGAGGGCAAAGCACCCAUCUGCACCUCCCCACGCGGCUCCAGCCCAUCGCCCGGCCCGGGCUCGCCCACCGCCGCCUCCUUCUUCAUCUCCAUGGAGGAGCGUGUGGGCAGCAACGGGCCCAGCUCCUUCUCGGGCACAGUGCCCGAAUCCCCCUCCAGCUCCGGGGGUGGCCAGAGGUGCGAGGGCCGCGAAGCCAAGGGGAGCUUCUUGCCGGGAAGCCCCGAGGAGCCGGAGCCGGUGGGGCCGGUGAGGCUGGAGGUGGAGCGGGCAGGGUGCCGGUUCCGAGAGCGCUCGCUGUCAGUGCCCACUGACUCGGGGUCCCUCUGCUCCGUGGACAUCGCCUACGCCGAGACCCGGCGGGGCAGCGCCAACUAUGCCCUGGGCUACCCCAGCGCCAGCUCGGAGGGCAGCACCAGCACUGACAACGUCUCGCUUGGGCUGGAGCCAGAGGGGCAGCGCCGGCGGCGCUCCAAGAGCAUCUCCCUCAAGAAGGCAAAGAAGAAGCCCUCGCCACCCACGCGCAGCGUCUCCCUCAUCAAAGAGGGGCCAGAUGCCACCGUGGGGCCCAGCUUGGUGCUGCCCAAGGAUCAGCGACCCAAGAGCCUGUGCAUUGCGCCGGAGCUGCAGGGCCACCGCCUGGUGCACUCUGACCCUCAGAGCAGCGUGGGCAGGGAGCCCGAGGGCACGGCUGCCCCACACCGGUGGCACCUGGCGGACUGGAAGGCCACUGAUCCCUACCGGUCCCUCUCCAGCUCGAGCACGGCCACAGGCACCACGGCCAUCGAGUGUGCCAAGGCUCGGGGCAGCUCCGAGUCCCUCACAUCCCCCUCCACUUCCAGGGCCACAACACCCUCCCAGCUCUCCACCGAGGCAGACCUCAAGACCUCAUCCCCCGGCAGGCCCACGGGGCUGAUGUCCCCAUCCAGUGGCUACUCCAGCCAGUCGGAGACUCCCACCCCCACCGUCCCCACCUCUGCCAUCCUUGGGCACUCCCCGCACCAGGUGCGGGUGAGGCCGCUGGUCCCCGAGAGGAAGUCCUCGCUGCCACCCACGUCCCCCAUGGAGAGGAGCCCCAAGUCAAGGCUGUCCUUUGACCUGCCGCUCACACCCCCAGCCCACCUCGACCUCUCAGGGCUGAAGAUCUCCCUGAAGGGAAAGACCAAGGUCAGCCGGCACCACUCUGACUCCACCUUUGGCACCAAGCUGGUGCAGAAGCCCAGCCCCAUCACGCCCAUCAUGCCAGUGGUCACCCAGUCCGACCUGCGCUCCGUCCGCCUGCGCUCCAUCAGCCGCUCGGAGCCAGAGGACAACACCGAUGUCCCGGAGCACACUGAGGAGCCACCGCAAGCUCCCUGCCCAGGGCCAGAGAAGAAAGUGAAGCCACCCGUGGCUGAGAAGCCACCACUGGCCAAGCGUCCCCCCAGCAUCCUGCCCAAGCCCGUGGUGCUCAGGGAGGAGGGUCCCCUGUUCCCCACGUCGCCACCAGGUGCCAUAACCAAGGAGAAGGGGCUGCCACAUGAAGGCUUCGUGGUGCUGCGGAAAGGGGAGCUGAGGAGAGGUCUGGGGGAACCCCGGGCCCCGAUGGGGCACCGCCGGCUCUCGCAGGGCAGCCUGGAGGAUGAGCUGCAGCCAGAGCGGAGCAGUGCCGGCAGGGGGGAGCGGAGGAAGGCCAAGGUGCCACCACCGGUGCCCAAAAAGCCCAGCGUGCUCUACCUGCCUCUGGCCCCAGCGCCAGCACAGCUGGGAGCUGGCCUGGGGGACCAGCCACCCACUCCCAGCCCUAUCAUCACGCUGGAUGCCGACACCACCUGCUGCGACCCCGACGCCGAGGACCCAUCGUCUCCUGAGGCCCUGGGCACAGCACAAGCUGCCGACCCCACCUCAGAGCAAGGCAGCUCAGCAGAGGCUGGCACAGAGAAGAGCUUCGCCAGCGCCAAGACAGCCGACUCCAUCGCGGAGGAGGACGACGACGUGUUUGUGACCUCCCGCACCACCGAGGACCUCUUCACCGUGAUCCACAGGUCAAAGAGGAAGGUCUUGGGGAGGAAGGAGCCUGGUGACACCUUUAGCAGCCGACCCAACUCCCACUCACCUGUAAAGACUUCGGGGUCCCCGACUAGUGAGUCCCCAGCAACAGGGGGCAGCACCGGGAAGUCUUCCAGCAGGAAUGAAGACUUCAAAGCCCUGCUCCAGAAGAAGGGCAGCAAAGCCAGCCCUGGGACCCGGCCAUCUGCUGCCGAACUGCUCAAGACCACAAACCCCUUGGCUCGGAGGGUGAUCACCGAAUUCGCCCCCGAGCUGGACAGUGCCAACAGCCCCAAAAGCCAGCCCUGACCUCACAUGGUCCCAGCCAGCCGUGAAGGGCUGGAGAAGGCUGCGGAGGGAGUGCUGCUGUGGAAGGGGUGUCCUGGCUGGGUCCCUGUGUCCUGCCAGGCCUUUUCUUCUGCUUUUGUUUCUUCCUUGGAGACGCCGGCAGAGAGGCAGCGUUUGGAGCCCGAGGCCUCAUGUCUGCAGUAGGAGUUGGGCCCUUCCUGGGAUGGGAGGAGCGGUCCUGUGGCUGGGAUCACUGCCCUGCUGAGCCCCAGGACCGAUGGUGCCCUCUGGGGAAGCAGAGCCGGGCCGCAGUGCCCAGCCGGCUCAGCACCCGCAGCACAGCUCGCUUGAACCCGUCUGGUCCCUCGGCAUGUGGUGCUGUAAACGGCUUUCCUGACGCGCAGUGGUGAUGCUCUUCUCUUCCCUCUCCUCUGACCCCGUACCUUGAGUUGCCCAGGCAGGGCCCCCGGGAUUGAGCUUGGCUGGAUUGCACUUUGGGAAGACCUUAAUGGGUCAGCUGGCAUUGAGGCUGCUUUGGAAGAGCCACAAGUGGUGCCCCCUCAUCAUCCUGAGCACCGUCCCCGCUGCAUGGGGAGCAGGCAUCCCAGCAUCCACACCCAGUGCCGUGGCCUCAGGCCACAACCCAGCCCCUUGAAAGCCCCCAAAAUGCUGCAUUUCAGAGCUCCUCAGCUCUUGCUCCAAAAACAUACCCCAGGGUCACCUCCACUGCCAGCUCCAGAAAGCCUCAUCCUCCCAGCUGCAACAUGCAUGGGGGUCCACCAACCUCCCUGCUCUCUGCAGCCCCCCAGGUUGUUGACUGUGAGUGGCGUGGGGUGUGGGAUGAGGACUAUGCCCAGGGCAGCACUUCCCCAGCUCUGUACAAGUGCCCUGCAACAGCAUCUAUCAACAUCUGCCACAUCACCCACUGGAGAUUCGGAGUUACUGCCAAGCUGUUGACCAAACCCAGGCAGAAGUCACUUGAGCCACCUCCUGGUGACUCCCAGGGUCCCUCCAGGGUUGCCCACCACCUGCCUGUGCCUACUGGCUGCCAGGGAGCUGUGUGAGGUGAAGCAGGAUGAGUGCCAGCACAAUUGGCAAAGCUGCACCACACUGCUAUCAGAGUGCUGUUGGCAGUGCCACCAUCCCCUGGCACACACAAGGUCCCUGUCACCUUGAGCAUCUCAUGGCCUUGGACAUGCUGCUAAAGCGUGUCCCAUGGUAUGUGCCUGCCCAUGAGGCUGCCUGGGUGGGUGCCAUGAGGAGGUGGCAUUUGUCACAGUGGCACUAGGGGACACAGUGCCAGCACAACUGCCUUGCUCAGCCCUGCCAUGGUGGGGGCUUGCACAUCCCCUGCUGGCUCCCUGCCCCCCUUUGGGGCACAAUGAAAGGCACAAGGUGGGAUUUGUCCCCUUCACCUCUGGCUGCUUCUUCCUGGCUUGGCUCUGGUGUGUUAGUGACAGAGGGACAGUGAGGGCAGCUGCCAGGACCAUGGCAGAGCUGGGGCAGGACCGGGAGGAAGUACCAGCCCCAGCCUGUAGCCAGAGGGAAGGGGCCAGCCCACGGCUGAGGAAGAAACACAGUGUUUAGGACAACUUCCAUGUUAUUCCUGUGAGCUCCAGCAUGCUCCAGCUCUGCUGUGCAUGGGGCAGAGCAGUGUGACUGGGUAUGGGCACCAUAGCAACCUCUCCAACGGGCCAGAGCUGGGCUGGGUGAUCCCUGCACCCCCAGGAGCUCUGCCUGGGGAGCACAGCUCUCUCUGAACACACACACACACACACACACAGCCCCAUCUUCACACCCAUGGGGGAUUUGCCCCUAAAGGAGCCUCCGUGGAUGGUUCCCCCUCCCUCCCUCCCACUAAUUGCACAUUGCUCUCUUCCCUCUCCUGGGGCUGCAGACUGAAGCCUGCAAUUAAGAUCCAGGUUGAGAAACUCAGGAAAAAAAACAAACCACACAAAAGCCCUAAGGAAUUCCCAUGCUUCACCCCCAUCCCACGGCGUUCCUGCUGCACCAGGGCCCGCCAGGAAGGUGCUGGUGGGGCAGGACAGAGCCUGGGAACAAGCUCUGGGGACGGGUACGUUUUGCACAUGACUGCUCAGGAAAGGUGGUGGUGGAGGAGGAGGUGGGCACCAGUGGGCAACUGGGGACAAGCACGGAGUGGGGACACCGGAUGGGCAAUGUCUGAGGGCUCGGGUGGAUCCUGGCCCCCCAGGCAGGGUUGAGAUGAAGGAUGGAGACCCUGGCCGGAGGAAUGCGCUCUUUCCGGGCUGAGAGCUCGCCCCCGGCCCUUUGCUUCCCCCUCCCUUCGGCCGCGGAUGCAGAACCGCUCCCGCGGCUGUGGGGCAGCAGCUCUCGGUCCCUGGGCAGCACCCGGCCGGUGCCAGCCCUGGCCCUGCGGAGCUGCUGAGUGUUGUACUUGCUGAUCUCGCCGGCUUGGUAAAAACUCCCUGCUGA